Helicoverpa armigera (cotton bollworm) is the source of this 3661-nucleotide messenger RNA. It is a transcript of the gene Cht11, whose product is annotated as chitinase-3-like protein 2. Gene Ontology annotation, biological process: chitin catabolic process; carbohydrate metabolic process. Gene Ontology annotation, molecular function: chitin binding; chitinase activity. The record is from RefSeq and is a predicted model, not a curated record. The transcript is spliced from 2 exons. Gene Ontology annotation, cellular component: extracellular region. NCBI's taxonomy places the organism in Eukaryota, Metazoa, Arthropoda, Insecta, Lepidoptera, Noctuidae. The coding region runs from base 280 to 1704 and encodes 474 amino acids.
GCCAGCCAGAGCAUCUGUCCUGUCUGUCAUCUGUCAUUUCAUUUACAACUGACGUAAGGUUUCUUGUUUUGUUUGUUCUUCGUCAUGAAAGUCAGAAUUGUUUAAGUUUAGUUUAUGAGAUAUGAGGUUUGAUUGUUGUCAAAGAGUGGAAUUUGAUUAAUCUUAUUUACUUUUAUAACAAACCAAUGUUUCAGAAGUGUAUAUAGUCCCACCAAAAAUAUAUUGUAUCUUUACUCGACCGCUCAUAUCGACGCUAACUAGCAGAUACCUACUUGUACAAUGGCGAAUAACGCCUUAAAGACAGAAAGAAAAUAUAAAACACCACCAGCUGACAAAAUUAUAUUGAUAAAUAAAUAUGGUUGGAACAAAGAGCCUACUUCAAAGUGCAGUGAGAGGGCGUUGGCAGUGGCAAGUUGUUUGGUGAUUGUGUUAUGCUCUGCCGCAGCAUGUGUUGCUGUUUACCACUCCUGGCACAGAGAAGACAAUGCGCUUCAGGACUUGCAAGUUAUAAAGGACAUUGUUGUUGAACACUUGCUAAGGUAUAAUGUAUCCCGAGUGGCACCAUCUAAAGUAAUAUCCUGUUACUACAACUUCCCCAGUGAGAGUGGCACCGGUCAGCUGAUGCCGGCUGAUAUUCAUCCCUACCUAUGUACUCAUAUCAACAUUGCUUUUGCUCGAGUGGUUAAUAAUGAGAUCUCAUUAGAAAAGUAUCAGUAUAAUACAUUACUUGAUAUUGUGAAACUCAAGCAUGACAAUCCUGGCCUCAAAAUUCUCUUGUCAGUGGGAGGUGCCAAAAAUGAUAAUGGCUUUCCAGAUAUGGUGUCAAACCAUCAAUCUAGAAAAACUUUUAUUAAGUCCAUUAAGUAUUUGCUGAGAAAUUAUAGCUUAGAUGGGAUCGACCUUGACUGGGAAUUUCCAGCAUUACAUAGUUCACAAGUGGGUGGUCGUGAAAGGCAACAUUUCUCACAACUACUUCGAGAGAUCCGUAUGGAAUAUAUUAGAGAAAAAAAGAACUAUGUUCUAACUGUGGCUGCUGCUGCUCAACAGACUAUAGUUGAUGUUUCCUAUGAUGUCGACCAGUUGAAUCAAUAUGUUGAUUUUGUAAAUAUCAUGACAUAUGAUUUUCAUUACUUUACCAAGUUUACUCCUUUCACUGGUUUCAACUCUCCACUGUAUCGGCGAAGCACCGAACAGCUGUACUUGGCUACACUGAACAUUAACUACACAGUUCAAAUGUACCGUGACAAAGGGCUUGAUCGCACUAAAAUUGUGGUUGGCAUUCCUACUUAUGGCCAUACAUUCUCCUUAGUCAAUGCUAACAAUCAUCAAGUGAGUAGUCCAGCAUCUGGGUUUGGAUCUCUCGGCUCUUCAGGAUUUAUCAACUAUCCUGAUGUGUGUACAUUUGUGUCAAAUGCUAGCAAUGUCACCAUUGUGCAAGAUAAUGAAGCCAAAGUUCCAUAUUUAUAUAGGGAACAGGAAUGGGUGUCUUAUGAAGGCCCUCAAAGUGUUAUGGAGAAAGCUAAAUUUAUCAUAGAAAACGAUUUAGGGGGAGCAAUGAUAUAUUCCCUGAACGCCGACGACUUCGAGGGUGUCUGUCACGGUGAGAUGGCAAGCCCGAGCGCCAGCGGCUUCCCACUCUCUUUAACCAUCAGCAAUACAUUAAAAAAUUCUGUUAGUGCCUCUAUUGGAGAUGGACCAUAUUAGUCAUAAUGUGAAUGUUAUAGUUAGAUAAUUCAAAACAAGAUGAUUUAAACAUUCGUUCUAAUAAGCAUUUACUUUAGAAAGUUACCUGUUUUUUCCGUGUCACGUAAGUUAUUUUAUACAUGGUGCAGGUUUUCAUAAUUAUUGUGAAGGAGAGUAGGCGACACUACCGACUAGCGAGCCGGCGGCGGCGCGCGGGCGCCCACGCGAGCGAGCGAGGCCGCUGGGCGCUCGGCGUCGGCGUCGGCGUCGGCUCGGACCGCUCGCACCGCUCGCGCCGCUCGGCCGGCGGCGCGCCAAGCACUGCUGCGCGCCCGCACAGAACCGCAUACAUUAUACUUCUAAUUAACUUUUACAGUUUAAAAAAAUGGACUGUUGCCUUACCUUACUGUUUGAUUAACAACAAGCUUUCCACUCCACUGACUGCGCUUACGACUCUCCGGUACGCUUGCGUGUCACGCAGGCCUGUACGACUCACUAUUCUAGUAAGAACUUACAUACCUACUUACCCACCGAAAUAUCCAAACAAAAUAUUAACUGUGCAAUAUGUAGGUAGACCUCACAGGAAUCGGGUGCCCAUGUAGAUACAUAAUUAUUUUAAAUCAAUUAUCUAAAUAAAAUAACAUAUCCUACGUAUAAGUACCUACCUAAUUAAUCUGUACUUCUGUACUAAUAUUAUAAAGAGGAAAACUUUGUUUGUUUGGCUGUAAUGGAUAAACUCAAAAACUACUGGACCGAUUUAAAAUAUUCUUUCACCAUUAGAAAGCUAUAUUAUCUGCGAGUAACAUAGGCUAUAUUUUAUCCUGGUGCGGGCAGUAGCUCCCACGGGACGCGGGUGAAACCGCGGGAAAACGGCUAGUUAUUAGUAUUGUUAUUGCUAAGGAUUUCUAUAUCAUAUUUAUGAAAAGGCUGUUUACCUACUGUGAUACAGACAAUAAGACUUCGAGAGACCCAAAUAUAGCAAUAACGUACAUUGUAUCUACUUAUUAUGUAAGUGCUAAAAUAAAAAUUGUGUCAUCAUUAUGAAUGUACAUAUUAUAUGAUAUUAAUAUAUGGUGUAAAAAUAAAGAUAAACACUAAACUAAUAAAAAUGUUUUAAUAAGCGUGUUUUAAUAACGUCCCGCCAGAUUGACACAGCAGGAACGCUACAUAACAUAGCAGUCUUAAUAAUGUCGAAAUUUAUUCGUAAUAGCAGUUUUAACCUAGCGGGCAUUCUGCUGCUAAUAUAAGACUAAUCAUAUUCCAAUGACAUUCUGCUAUUUUUGUGAUUGUGGUCUAUACGGUAGUUUGCUCUGCAAUCAUCAUCAUCAUUGCAAUCGUAGGUAAGUAAAUCAUUUGCAGACAAAAUUAUUCAUUAUGACUUAAAAUGAAUUACAGAAAAGGACUUUUAUUUCAAUCGUAAUUGAGUCGGGAUUGGAUCUCAGUCGAAUGUGAAUCGUAUGUCGCUUAAGUAAAAUUAGGAGAGUCGGGCCCCUGCUAUUUGGCUUAUGGGGUAGUCUGCUCUACAAUCAUAUUGCAAUCCUAAAUCAUUUGCAGACAAUAUGAUGAUUCAUUAUUGAAUCUCAGAAACUGAUAAAAACGUUUAUUUAUAAGAAAAAAUAGCGGAAUGCCACAUACGGUUCAAUCGUAAUUGAGUCAUGAUUGGACCUCAGUCGGAGGUGAAUCGCAUGUCGCUUAAGUAAAAUAGCAAAAUCGUGCCCCUGAUGUGCUGCUCUGCUCUCAUCUUAUUGGUAGUUGCGUUGUGACCCAGUGUCGUCUGUGUAGCACCUACGUAGUACCUACCUACCUUGACUUUGAGUUAUAAUCUAGCUGACAUUGACUUACUAGAAUGGAAAACUAUCUACAAGCAGAUCUAUGUGGGUGUAAAUCAAUGUAUUAGUUUAUGAGUGUUUUAUGUAUAUGUAUUUUUAUGGGCCCUGGUUGCCUGAAAUGAAGGAAUAAAUAAAGAAAUAUAAGCUCA